AUGGAACCUGCUAUUGGAAAAUCGAAGCCUAAUAGUGGAGCAGAGCUAACCGAAAAUGAACAAAAAUUUAUUGAGUUCAUCAAGAAAAAACCUAAAGGGGUGACUAUGUCCGAAAUAUCGCAAGAAUUUUCAGACUUGGAAAAGAAAGAGCAAGCAAUCCUCAUAAACAAAUUGUCAUCAACUUCGCGAAUUACUUUUGUAACCAGAGGGAAAAAUCAAUUGAUAUUGCUUAACAAUGCCGUAGUAGGAAGUUCUCUGAAAGGUAGCGAUAACGAGGAGAAAGUAGUAUACGCUAUAAUACAGCAAGGAGGAAACAAAGGGGUUUGGGUUAGAGAUAUACGAAAACAAUGUCAAUUAUAUGAUACAAAACUUGAUAAAGUAUUAAAGAGUUUAGACUCGAAAAAACUUAUCAAAGAAAUAAAAUCAAUUGCUGCCGGCGGUAAGAAAAAAUUGUACAUGUUGUAUAACUUGGAGCCACAUAGAUCUGUCACCGGAGGAGCGUUUUAUCAAGGUCGUGAUUUUGAAACUGAGUAUGUUGAUAUUUUGACCCAACAAUCUCAUUUAUUUUUAUCUAAAAAGCGAGAAGAAGCUGAAAAGUUGGAUAUCGGUCCACUUGCAUUGAGAAAAAUGUCUUAUGUUUCUCAUAAAGAAGUAGCUAAGUAUAUCUCUGAUUUAAACGUGAGCAAGGUAGAAUUGAGCGAAGUAGAAGUAAUUUCCCUUUUAAAUUCACUGUACUAUGAUGGGAAAGUUGACAGAAGCGUUAAUGGUAAUGGUGAUAUUAUAUAUGGUGCUAUUCCAUAUUUAACCCCUACGCCAGGACUGAUGAAAACUCCGUGUGGAUUUUGUCCCGUUCGAAGGAAUUGUAAUGAUCUAGGAGAUGUAACUCCAUUAAAAUGUUCAUACUUUAAUGAAUGGCUUGAUAUGGGUUCCUAG
Messenger RNA from Cotesia congregata, 933 nucleotides. NCBI's taxonomy places the organism in Eukaryota, Metazoa, Arthropoda, Insecta, Hymenoptera, Braconidae. The record is from the annotation of a GenBank genome assembly.